CAAAAAUAUUCCUAAAAUGUGGAAAUUCCUUGUUGUUCUCACAAUUGGUAUCUUCUUGCUCUUCACCAUAAUAAAAUUGCUGCUUGAUUCUCAAGCUCUGGAAGGAGAUCUCAUACUAUAUGACAAGGUGGCCAUAAACUUAAUGGUGAUCACUAGCUUACUUGACCUUUCAUUAGGAGUAAAUAUAAUGAUGAUUGCCAUCGCUCAGUGCACUAGAGAUAAAACUAUCAGGGACUCUACAAUCGAGUUCUCUAUAGCAAAUAUGAUUCUCUUGUGUGUCUUCCAGCUUCUCUGAGUAAUAUAUUAUACUGUAUAUGCCCAAGCUAUGAAACCAAAUAUAUCUACUCUAUUAGGCAUCAUCUGCACAAUCUCUGCAUGAAUCCUGAUUUUGGGAAUUGUCAUAUUAUGAAUACAUUACUGAACGCACAAGAAGCUGUCUGACUCUGACAAUUUCGCUAAGAAGACCCGUGAUGGUCCAAAAGGAAGAAGGAGUUUAGAGAAGCAGUUUGAAAAUAUAAUUCGGUCUUUGCCAACAAUAAUUUAUCAGGAAUAUCAUGAUCUUAAGACCCAACAGUGAAAUAUUUGCGAAGAAAUAUUCUCUCAUGGUGAGUCUCUCAAGGUAUAUCCUAAAUGAUAUCAUAUCUUUCAUCAUGAGUGAAUCAAAGAGUGGUACAAGAAGAGACAAAGCUGACCUAUCGAUGGCAAUAAGAUAACCGAGGCUGAUGUAGACAGGAUGGACAACAUCGAGAAUAAAAUUACUAAAGGGAAGAAAUAA
Messenger RNA from Moneuplotes crassus, 775 nucleotides. Lineage: Eukaryota; Ciliophora; Spirotrichea; Euplotida; Euplotidae. The record is from the annotation of a GenBank genome assembly.